Molecule: messenger RNA, 9389 nt
Organism: Caenorhabditis sp. 36 PRJEB53466
Lineage: Eukaryota; Metazoa; Nematoda; Chromadorea; Rhabditida; Rhabditidae
Source: the annotation of a GenBank genome assembly
AUGACCGAAACCACCUACGACAUUAUUGAAAAUCCGGAGGCAUCCAGCGAUCUCUGGAAGAAAUGGAAACAUCUGGUGGAUACGGAAGGAUGGACCUCGGAUGACAACUCCGUCACGGCUCUCACUCCAUCUCUAAAGUCUACAAGAAGUGUGUGGGCGGUAUCGAAAACUCGUAAGUUAUAAUACUCGUUGGGUUCAGUACAAAUAUGUUCUUCAGCUGACAGGGACUUUGUUGGAUGUGUGAUUUGGAACGAGUACGAUAAGUUAGCCUUCCUCGGCUUCUUCAUCCUUGCUCCUGAGUUCAGAGGACAAGGAAUUGGAUCAGUGAUCUGGGAUGUUGCCAUCUCGCGCAUACCCCAUGAUUAUGUUCUUGGACUCAGAGGAGGUACUGUGCUCUCAAAGAUAUUAAAAUUUUAAAAAAGUUAUUUAUAUUUCAGUCCCCAGUAUGGUUGAGAAGUACCGAGCAAAAGCGACGCCUGUAGUCGGAGCCAGGUUGGAAAACUACCGAAUGAAAGUCGCCGAGUACUAUGCUUCUAUGGAAAGUUCAACUGGAGAUGUAAUUUGUUCGAAAGCGUUUUUCCAUGUAUUCCUACUCGUUUUUCAGCAUUACAAGUUGGUCAAUGAUCUUAACCCUGAAGAAUGGAAAAAGUUAGUGCAAUACGACAAAGAUGUGAACGGUCGGAGCCGUCAAGAGUUUUUGGAUCUCUACUACAAGUUGGAUUUCACACUCGGAGUCGUGAUCUUCGAUGGGAACCACAACGUGAUCGCCCAUAUUUCCGCAGUGUCCACAUCUCACAAAGGUAUCGUCCGCACUCAUCUUUCCCGGAAAACGAAAGUAAAACACGGAACGUCCCGUUUUUCAGAGGAUAAUGUCUUCAAGAUUGCGCCGCUCUACGCGGAUUCGCCGAAUAUCGCCAUGUCGGCCCUUCGUGUCUUCUCGAGGGUCAUAUACGAGAAGCACCCGAACGCGGACGUCAUUUUCCACGUUCUGGACAUUGGAAGCGGCAGUUUCCUGCAGUCAUUCUUCCGAAGCCUCGAGAUAGUGCCGGCAGUAAGUGGAGUCACUCUUUUCAGUGGCGAAUAUCCGCAUAAAGGUGACCUUUCCAAAGUGUACAUCGCUCACAACAACUCUUGUCACUAUGAUUAUUGAUGCUUAUAUCUAAUGUUAUAACAAUGUUUUGCUUCUCCUUUUCCUUCUAUCGCCGCUUCUUUCACUUCUUCUCUUGUUAGUGUGAAACAGCUUGUGAUUUUUAUUAGAAAAUUUCGCAAUAAAUCAUAAGAACAAAUAGUUUUUCUUUUCUUCUCUUCCGACCGCCGCCCGCAGCCGGGCCGGGCCGCGUCAUAUGGUUUUUGAUGGUAAAGAAGCUUUUUCACACAGUUCCGCGGCAAGUGAUCAGUUGUUUGUAGGAAGUGUGGUCAAAUGAGUGAGCUUCUUAAAACUAUGGAAUGUGGUCCUUUUUCAAGGUUAUCACUACUCUUAUACUUGUUCUCUUUGCAAUCAUUCAUGCAUUUUAAUUGGAUCUCGGUCGUAUCCGAUCGUUUGACAAUGAAGGGGCAAGGGGGAAACGAGUAGAUUUAACUACACAUUGUGUGUCUUUUCUUACUCCCUAAAUAGUUCCCGGAACCUUUUUCCCUCUCUAAUCAUAACACCCCCCCAAUCCAGUUUUGCCCUCCUCAGAAUUUCACGUUUUGUGUUGUCCGCGCCUCCCUCCGCCCGCUCGCUUUCUAAUAUCCAACUGUAAAACUAACGUUGUUUUAUUUUAAUGUCAAUUUAUCGUCUCUCCUAGUCAUCACCGAAAAACCCUCAAUCAAAAGGUGAUAAGGACGAUGGGCCCGCCCGCCCGCCUAUCUCUUGUUCAUAUACAUAUCCUUUUGUCUAUUAUCCAUCCAUCCGUCCGUCAUCAAGACCCGUUAGCCCCUUAUACAUAAUCAUAUCUCUCUUUUGUGCGGCGCGCGGGAUGCAUCCGAAUCGUCUUUUGUCCCGCAUAUAUCUCAGAAUUUAUGAUUCGUCUGUAAAACCGAAAAGUCUGCCUUCUUGCUUGCUCAGAACCCCGCAUUUGUCAACAAAAAGCCUGUUUUUACUUGUAGUAUACAAUUCGAUUAUUCGUUCUCCGAUUACUCAUACGAUUACUCAAAACGUUUUCUUUCUUCUUUCCCACCGGACACUUUUUUUUCCAUGCCCACUCGUACAUGGUUGUUUUAUAAUAGCAUGUUCAUCGCCUUGCACAUACACACACAAACAUUUACCAACACCCACCCUUUUCCUCCAAAAAGAAAUCUGUUGGUUUGGUUUAGCAAACAGCAAUUUGGUGUGUUUGUUGUGAAUGGGCGAGCCAGCCAUUUGUUCCAUUUCUGUCCACUUACUUUGAUUCGAUUAUGUCUCCUACCCACAAACAAUGAAAUCUGAAAAAAAGCUGAAAACUAAAGCUUAUACCUGUAUUCGUAGGAUUUGGGGCGGAAAGUAUGUGUGUGUGGGUGGAGGACAGACACUCCCUUUUCCCUCUUUCUCCAUGACUACUACAGAUUUCUUCCCCAUCAACUUCGUAUGCAAUCACCUUUUGAAACAUGAAUCGAAAGCAGCGCAUCACGCCCUUGCCUUGAAACUUUGUCUGGGUUUGGUUAGGGUAGAAAUGGAGAAAAAUUUUGUUAAAUUCUUAUCAUUUUCUCUUAAGGUAUGGGUUUAUGAUCCUAACACCUCUCUCCCACUCUUAUCUUUGAGUUCAUUUCACUCCUUUACGUCUCUUUUGGAAUUUUCCAUUUCAAUUUCCCCCCUCUUCAGAUUCUUUUCAAAUUUGGAUGAAAAAUGGACACACCGUCCUCUUGUGAAUCUUUAUUUUUCAGUAAGGUUGAAAAUGGCAAAGUAAGUUUUACUCCUUUAUGUAAUUCUGUUCAUUUUCCCAUAUUUUCAGAGUCCAGAAAGUUCGGAUUGUGAAGGAUAUGCGACACCACUUGCCUCAAGUUUGACGGACCUCUCCAGUCACGGAAUCACUAUCUCUCUGCCAGAAGACUCCGAGGACAGACCACUGGCAUCCGGAGAGCUAACCCCUGUGAGCACUUCCCGAGCCAUCUCCCCUCCCAUCGUCAAACAGGUUAUGUAUCUACAGAAGCCAAAAAUUCUGGUGAUGACUCAGCGGGAGAUAGACGACGAGGAAUGUGGUGUCCGGAGGAGUCUGGAGGAGGACAGCAGUAGCGAGGAGGAAUUCUAUGACGUGGCCGAUGUGCAAAUCAGAAUUGUGGCCGAGCAACUGCUCAAUGCUGUUAGCGAGGAACGAGUUGCCACUCCGAUUAUGCAGGAAACGGAAAGUGAUGAUGCAGCAGAGUGCAGUGCUGACGAUGAAGUAUCAGGAAGUGUCACCCCAGUUUUUCCGGAUGAUGAAGUCUCUGAUGAACUGCAAAAAGAUGUUGUUGAGUGCAUUGGAAGCCUGUUAACUGAAGUUGAAGGCACUCAGGCAAGUCAACCAGUUUGCGAACCCGAAGAAAGAGAAGAAGUAUUUGUUGCUACUGCAGCAGCAAGUGAACAAGUUAAUCUCAUUGGCGCCAGUACACAUGAAUCAGAAGAGGAGUCUGCUGAAGAAGUCAUUGAAGCAGCAUCAAUCGGGAAUCUGGAAAACCAAGUCUCGAUUGAUAGCCGAACUGAAUUAUCAAGCAGAGAUGGGUAUAGCGAGAAGGAAUCUGAGGAUAUCGACUUGACAGAUGAGACUGCACCAACCGUGGAGCUGACGAAUUCGGUUGCUCUGACAUCGGAACGUCAACUUGAAGACCACGAGCAGACGGUUUUUGAGAUGGCUCCCACAACCGCCGAGGCUCUACCAGAUGAAGUCGAAGUUUCUUCUAAAAGUUUCAUUCCGGAGAAAAUCGCCUUUGACAGCCAUGUUUGUGAUCUGCAAUCCAACGACAAAACGGAAACUGAAAUGGACAAUGCCAAUGCUGAAGAUGAAUCAAUUCCUGUCAUUGUGCUGAAAGAUGAAGCCGUUUCAAUUCAAGAAGAAGUUUCGAGUGUUCUGAUUGAGCCUGAAAGCCAGUUGAACGGCGUCUCUCAACUUGAAGAAUUAGUGGAAGCUCCUGAAGAAAUCAUUCCAGUUGAAGCUGUUCCCAAGGUCCCUGAACCAGAAGAAAAAGAAGUAUUGGCCACCCUUCCCAUCAACCAGGAAACAAUUGCCGUCAACGAACCCAUGCCAAUAGUCGUUAUUUCUGAUGAGGUGAAAACUCACCCAGCUACUACGGAGGGCGACGUUUCUGACUGUUCGCCGCAUGAAGUGAAAGUUGAUUUUGAUGUCGAUGGAAAUGGUUACUCGUCUGGGAAAGAAGAGAGCCUCUCUUCCUCAACCUCGUCUGAAAGUUUCGAGUUUGCCGAGCCGGCGCUCAGUCCGGCGUCGGAUGAGAAGGCGUUAGCAUUGCGGAACUCGAUUAUCGAAAGGUAUCCGUCAAAUGACACCGACGAUGAUGACCUGGACAGCGGCGGCGAGGACUUUGACGAUGAUUUGUUGGCGGUGAAGCAGAUAUCUGCAGAAGUUGAACAGCUGGUCGCGGCUAUCAAUGCGUUCGGGUGAGUGGAUGGAAUCGGAACAGGCUGGGCCGAAGCGCAGCGGGCUGGCUAUGCAGAUAUGGGUGUGGCUGGUUGAUGACAACUGUGACUGAUGAAUAGGUUUCAAAUGAUAGGGGUGUAAGAGAAAAAAGUUGCAUGAACCGAAUGGCAAACAUUGAUAGGGAUAGGAAGGUCAUAAAUUUUUUGUGAUUUCCCAUCACAUAAGAGUACAGUACCACCACUCCUUUCUAACCACACACAAAACUUUUUCAUUUUUCCUUCCAUCUUCAACCCUUCCUUAUACAGUACUCCUGUCUAAUUGAACUUCCACUAAUUCACCAUGCCCGCCUGUUUCUCGCGCAAUAAGUAAGAGAGAGAGAGAGAGAGAGAGAGAGAGAGAGGGAGAGGCCCGAGAUAAACAUAAACGGACAACGCCUUCUGAGUCAUGGUCAGUCAAAUAGUACUAUUUCUUCAGACGAGACGAAGAACAACAGAUGAGCGCCUAUCUGGUCGGGAAGAAGAUGGCGGCCGAGAAAAAGAGGAAAAUGGACGCUGCUGUGUCGGUCUCCACCUUCUCUUCGUGCCAUGACCAACUUGUUCAGGUGAGAGGACACCCGUGUCAUUUCUUAUAAUUUUUCUAUACCCUCGUGGUUGGUUUCUUAGUAGGAUAGUGAUCGUUAUCAAGAUCACGUUAGACUAAGUCAGUGAACCAUGAAACAGACUAACCAGUCAGUCAGUACGAUCCUUUAGCUAAACUCUUAUCCAAAACCCUUUUUUCCACGUUUUCCUGCUUGUACCAGCUAUUUUUAAUUUAAAAAAACAGUUUUCCGAAUAAACAUCUGGAAAAUCGAUAAUUUUUUCCACAAUUUCGAAUCUGGGCCGACAAGUCUGGUUACUAGAAACUCAGUGUGAUCGGAAAUUGUUUCUAACAAUAGUUUCGCCAACGAUUUAUCACCAUUCGUCACAAUGACAGUUGUUUUGAGGCAAACGCCGAAAGUAUUCCAAUCUAAUUUUCCGAAUGACGUGCUUUCUCUUUUCCUCCCGUUUUUCUUACAGUAGUCGAUCUCAUAGUAAUGCAAUUCCUUUGUUUGUUUUUUGUACUUAUUCUGAACCGUUUCUUCACUGGCAAAAAGAAAGAGAAAGCAAUAUUUUUAAACAUUAGCAUCUGGAAAAGCGCUAAAGUUCGAUGAACUAAAAAAAUCGGAAAAUCAUCUGAUUGAAGUAAACAUAUAAAAGCAGUUCGGUCUCAAAAAAGUUUCGGAGAAGCAGCCACCAGGCGCCCAUCAAUGUCAACAGAAAUCAGGAGGAGGAAAACUGUUCCCGAAGUCAAAGACGAAGUCGCUAAAUCAUUCUACAUUAUGUGUACAUUUCACGGUAAACCUCCUCUCGUUCCCGUUCCGCCGCCCACCUUUCAAUUUCAACCGUCUUCCACUAAUUCGUUUUUUCUCUUGUUCUGCCAUGGUCGCCACACUCAAUCAAAUUCAAUUUUCAACCAUAGAAAACCGUUUCGUUCUGUCCUAUUUGAUUUUUGAGACCUUAACCCAAACGGAAGGAGAGAAUAGCAUAGAGAAUUGUAUUUUUACGAUCACGCAAACUCGAUUAAUUUCGUUCAAAGUGUCCGACCACCCUCACAGCCACGGAAACGAUCGUAGUGUUGGUCUCCCGGAAAAAUCAGAGGAGGAGAUCAAAAAUGCGUCGCCCCGGGACACAACACCUCCGCUCCUCAUCUCACUCACAAGGCCACUUGUUCACGAAUAUUUUGUUUUCGCGCGAGAGACUCACUAUUUGAACUAUUUUUCUGCUUCUAUCUUCGUGUGUGUAUAACUGACUGAGCAAGUGUGUAUAUAUGAAGACUUAUGAGUUCCUGCGCACCUGACGGUUUUCUGUUGUUCAAUUCGGUUUCCUUUCGUAUUUUGCCGCAUACUGUACAGCCGUGUGUCCCGCAGAUACAUUUCAAUAUACUUUUGCUUGCAUGAGCAACAACAGUUCGGAAAAACAAUUUUUUUAAAAUCGCAUUGCUUUUAAAAAAAAUGUCCUAAGACAGUACUGUACAGUUUUUUUCUAACUGUGAAGUUCUAAACUUGGUCAACACUCUCACAACCUCUAUUCUUCUCUUCGCGGUCCAUUUGAUCGCAAAAAUUUCUGGAUUGUAUCUAUGACCAUACAUGUUUCAACAAGUACGUAUUACUAAUACUAUUACGGAUAGCUGAACAUUCAAAAUUUUUCGCUUGAUAUAUUCCUAUGUAGAUCCUUGAUAGCCCACCAAAGUGACACUUCCUCCUACAUAGUCCCCUGUGUGUCAUCGUUUGCCACCCACGUUACCCGGUCUGAAUGAAACUAAUUCCUAUUAUCUUGACAUUUCUGCAAUCAAUGUUCCGCGCCAUUUUGUCGAAAAGACAACCGCCAGUAAGUGUUUCUCUGCCGUCCGAUUUUCCACGAACGCCCACUUGGUUUAUGCAAAUCAAAUUCAAUUCGGUUUUUGAAUCUUUUGAAUCUCCCGCCUCUAGUUUUGUUUUGGGUUUUAGUUUCUACCGCGUUUUGCGUGCGAAAAAAGUGUCAAGUUGAAUAAGCUUGAUGAAUCGGUGAAUCGAAUCGUUUAACGGUCGGAGACCCCGAAACUGAAACCAAAACUGCUAUGUAAAGCGUGGUGAGAGGCAGAAGCUAUUGUUUGAUUUUCUCAUCAUCGCUUGACGGUUGUGAUGGUCUUUUUUUUCUGUGCGCCACGACAAGGUAGGACUGACUUGCGGCAGUAGGAAUGCAAUGUACACCUGUAGUUAUAACAUGCGAAUUAGUUGGAUAACGCCCCCGCUACUGUCAUUAUGUAACCCAUCUACAUACCAGUGUGAUAGAUAUUUUAUUCGUGUUUCUCUUUCAUACCACUAUUAUCCUUUACAGUUGACCUACUAGUGACUGACAACUACCUUUAAUGAUCCAUGACAUAUUUCGAGAGAGAGAGAGAGAAAGGGGAAGCGAGUGACUUGUCCUCAUCCUCAUCCUGCUUAUCCCUCACCACAUGUUCUUGUUUUCCCUCCCAAUCAGAUAUAUCAUUAUCAUGUUAUCAUUGGCCUAUCCUAUCCUCAAUCCAUUUUCAUUUUCCUUUCCUCCCUCCCUCCGUCCCUCCUUUCGUUUUCUUCUCCGUAAGGUAACAGGGGAAUUAUUCAACGAAAGCGCUCCGAUAAGAAACUUCUUUUUGGUGGGCGCCAGCUGAUAACGCAGUUAUUAGUUUCGCCAUCUCUGAUCAUCAUUUUUGAAUGAAAAAAAAAGCGAAGAAUAGAAAUUCAAAUGUGAACGAGAACAUGUGUGGUUUGACACCUGUCAUUAGGCCAGAUGUGACCCAGUUUGAUUUGCCGCUCUUGUUUUUGAAUAUCGAAUUGAAACCUUUGACAUUCACACUUCAAUAUUCAGACGGACAACGACUCGUUCAUCCUCGUUGACCGACAUCUUCCUCAAGCCAUGGACAGUCUUCAAGUUGAAAUCGAUCGUCUUCAAGCUGACUUGAAUAAAGUCAGAAGUGGUGAAAAGGUGAGCAUCUGGAAGUUGAAAGAAAAAUUAUAGUUUGUUUUCAGGAACUGCUGAAAAUCAACGCCAAACUUCAAGAAGAGCUGGAAGAGUCUCAACAAACAAUCGAUGGCAUCGAAGUUGAAGCGGAACAGGUACGUCCUAACCCGAUUAGCCAAAUUUAGUUUUUAUUUAUUCAUGGAACACCCGUGAUAGUUCUUUCUCCAAUAAUUUCAAAAGUCUAACUUUUCUAUUUUUCUAACAUGAUGUCAGUCAACUGAUAAAGAAACGGUAGCCAGGCGCCAGCACCGGAAAUUAAAAAUUGAAAAUUACUAUGAGUACACUGACUGAAAGUGAUAAAGUGGAGGUGACAUCAUUUCAGCAAUACACUGAACUGACAUCGGAAAUUGAUGAGCUUUGCGAAAUAGUGAUGAAGAAGGACCAGGAGCUGGCAAGUUUGAAAGAGAAAGUUGCGAAUCUGAGUGUCAGCGAGAGCAACCUGAAAGAUGACGUGGAUUCGCAAAGAGUCAUCGUCCAGCGUCAGAAGGAGAUUGUCGAAAGCUUGAGGUAGAAUCCCUAUAAAACCCGAUCUUAAAUCCAUCUUCAGAGAGGAAUUAGAUGCAAUCACCAAGAAGCUGGGCGAAGUAACCAAGCUUCGAGAUAAGGCGAUUGAGGAGGCGACGCUUUACAAGAUGAAAAACAUGGAACGCGACAGAUUCUUGUCGAAGGAAGCGCAGAUGUCCAUGGAGAUUGAGGACUUGCAACGGGAACUCAACAAACAGAAGUUAAUUUUGAACCAGACCAGCAUGGCCAAACUGGCAGAUACUGUAAGUUAGGAGUGUACAUCUUUUUAGUGUGCCAAUGCCAAUGCCAACAUUUCAGUUCGAUCGAAAAGUUCUCCACCUUGAGAACGAGCUGCGGGAGAGAGAUAUGCUUAUUUGUAAGCAGAAUCAGAUCAUCAACAGUCAUCGAAAGUCGCCGACCGGAUCGGUCAUCACUCAGCGCAAAAUGCAACGUAAUCCUUUUGAACUGUAGAGAUUUGAUGAUGACGUUAUGGCGUUUUUCAGCACGUGCUUCGGUCCUCGCCGCUGCUGGAAAUCUACCAAGCGCUGGCAGCAGUUCCGAAUCUUUCCAGAACGGAUUGGAUAUCGAAGCGAGAGAGGCACUUCUCAGCUUUAUUUUGAGGUAUGACACAUUCAAUCAUAAUCCAUUCACCCUUUGCGAAUCUAUGUUAAUCCAAAUAAUUCAUUGCAGUGACCGUCACAAUCAGCUGGCCAACAUCUACAACAUUGGCCGCAUUCUCGACCUGACACCCCAGGAAGAACGCGCCGUCGAACGACAUCUGACGAAGGAUCGAUUCACCUAA